AUGGAUCCUCUAUCGGAUGAACGCCGAGCCAGGAUUCUUGAGAUCAAACGUGCGUUUGAAGACGAGAAUGUCAUUAAGAUUCCUAUCAUACAGCGGUAUGAACUGGCCAAGGAGCAGCUGCGGCUUUAUCAGAAGGAGCGAGUUUUCUUCUCCGGAUAUUUCCAAGCUUUGACGAAUUGUGUCCAGCUCUCUCAAUCAGCUCACGAAGAGCCACAAGAAAGGCGACAUUUGGCGGAGUUGGCCGUCCAUCAUGUCAAGGUGUUCUUCCCUCAAAACGAUCAUUUGUUGAAGGAAUGCCACAAAGCCCUGGGCUUGACCAGUGCUGAGCCAAAUCUUGCUUAG
Molecule: messenger RNA, 342 nt
Organism: Durusdinium trenchii
Lineage: Eukaryota; Dinophyceae; Suessiales; Symbiodiniaceae
Source: the annotation of a GenBank genome assembly